UUAGUACACAGUAAAAACAGCUUUAUUACACAAAUGUAUAACACGUUUUUGUAAUGUUUGUAUUAAAUUUUACAAACAUUUACUAACAUUUUUACAUAAUGACUAGGUACAGAAAUGGGACCAGUACAAUUUUGCAAGAUGCAUCAUUGAAACAUCAAUACAAUUUUUGGUACUAGGCAUAAUUUGGCCAACCAAUGCAAUAUGUACCUUCAUUUUACCAUAACAAAUGCUUCAAAAACUAUGCACACAAUGCAGUUACUAAUGGACUGUCAUAUGAUAUCAUUAAGAAUCAUUAUGACAGCUCUGGAAGAGUCGCAUGUUCCCAUGGACAUUACAACUUCUAUGAACACUAAUUACUGAUAACUAAUUUAAAUUUUUGUCCCUUGUUGAAAUUCUAAGGGAGCUUUAUCCUUUAUAAGUUCAUCCUGCAUCUCCUCAGCUAUCUUCCUAUAUUUUGCAGCAAGUUCUUCAUUCUUUUCUAUUCCCUCACCUCUCUUAUACAUUAGACUGACAUUAGCACAAGCUUGCAUUUCACCUAAUUCACACGCUCUUAAUGCAAACUUAUAUGCUUUUGACAUAUCCUUCUCAAUUUCUGCUUCUUUAACACCCGAGAUGAACAUGCCACUUAAAAAAAAGCAACAAUAAGCUCUCUUUCCUUCACAACACUUUUCUAAUAGAGUCAUUCCCAAUUUGGGGUCUCGGUCCUUCCGACAGUGUGAACCACGGUUAAUGUUCAUCAUUCCAGCAGAGAGACAACCACUUACAUCACCAAGUUCACAUGCUUUUAACAUGUAAUCAUAAGCCAGCUCCAAGUUAGGCUCUUUCAUUGCCUUCCCUAGAAGAUUGUAACUGCCAUACUUAUAGCAGCUUUUGCCAAAGUUAUAAUCAUCACAGUUUGAUUUAUAAACAAUAGAAGCUUUGCUGAAGUCUUUUUUUAUUGCAUCCAGAAAAUCACCAAGUAAAUGACACACUUCUGGUUUCUUUUCUUUGUAACACCCAAACCUGUACUCUAUGCCAAGGUUAUGGAUAUACUCCUUCACUUGUGAUUCGUCUUUUAAAUCAUAUGCCAUUGUAAGAAGCUAUAACUUUAACUUGAUGCCAAAAUUUCACAAAACAAUCAAUGAACGUAUUCGUACCUUUCUUGUCAAAGUCACACACUCAGCACACAACACGCUCACUACAUCGCCUGUUGCACAGUAUUGCUACCUGAUUGCUACAUGCGGAACGGCUCUGCACUUGUAUACCUGCUUUUAUACGUAUAUUAGUAUAGUUGCAGUCAGUAUAGCGAAUCAAGAACAGGGAAUAGGAAAACGUGCAGCCAAUCUGUUACGAGAAGUACAUGUGGUCAAGCAUUCGAAUAAAUUCUAAAUUUGGUACUCCUGAUCGGAGGCUGUACCUGUUGACAACAGAAAGUCGUUACAAAUUGUAAUCAAAUGAAGCGAGUUGUGAAGUAGAAUGCGCGGUGGUGGUAUCCCGAAGCAUUAUUUUGGGUUUGUGAAAUUUUCGCCGUGCGAAAAUUGAAAAUGUGUGACGUUCAAGCGUGAUCGAUUUGCAAUGAAUAGAAAACACUUGAUAGUGAUUAUGCCCUCUUCAGUGUAAAUAGGCUAUGGCAUAUUCGUGUGUGAAAGUACUAUUUGAAAUUGGGCAUGAAGCAUCAAUUAGAACAAAACGAACACCAGAAGGAUUUACUCAUGAUUGGGAAGUAUUUGUACGUGGAGCUGACAAUAGUGACAUUUUCCACUUUGUGGAUAAAGUAGUGUUUUAUUUACAUGAAACAUUUCCUAAACCAAAACGAGUGGUGAAGGAGCCACCAUACUCUGUGAAAGAAUCAGGGUAUGCUGGAUUUAACCUGCCAAUUGAUGUAUACUUCAAAAAUAGUGAUGAACCAAAAAAGGUUCGCUUCAAUUAUGAUCUUCAUUUACAACCCACUGGACCUCCGAUCAGCAAGGUUCUUCGUGAGCAGUAUGUUUUUCCCAAUCCAGCUGAGGAUUUGAGGCGCAGAUUAAUCAAAGGUGGUGGGGUUGGUGUUGGUUCCGAAUCCGGAUUUCAUUUAGCAGCUUCUGAAAAACAUCCUCCUCCUGCAUCUGAUGAUGGACCUGGCCACAAACAUCCUGUUCAGACUUUGGUAGGGAAGCCAAAACUUAGUGGAAAUGAUUCUGGCAAAAAACAUAAAGUGAAAGAAGGAAAAAGUGAUGAAUCCCGUGUGAGCAAUUCUUUUCAUGAUCUCUUUGGCCCUCCAAUCAAGACAGCAAAAGUUUCCCCAGAUCCAAAGAAAGCAUCAUCUCAUUCAUCUCCGAAAGUUUCUCCUGCGUCCAAGUCUUCAAAGCCGUUAGAUAAGUCAAGUGGUGAGAAAACAGAAAAAUCAAGCAAGUCAAGUAAACAUGCUUCUCAGCGAGAAGGAAAAGAUACCACAGAACGAAGCAGUAGUAGCAGUACAAAGGAGGAAAAAAAGGAGAAAGACAAAAAUAGAGACAAAGAGAAGAAUAAAGACAAGACUCCCAAAAGGCCAUCUACACCUGUGAAACCCCCAUCUACCCCACCUAAGCGUCCAUCCACUCCUCCUAAGAGGCCUCCAUCUCCAAAGAGACCCCCGUCACCAGCCAAACUGUUGGCUCCUCCUCCAUCAGCAAAGCUAACUACUUCUCCAAAACAUACAACCAGUGUUAAAGCUAGUAAGGAUGAAGCUAAAAAAGUUAGUAGUGAAGAUAGCAAAAACAGAAGUGAGACAAAGUCUAGUGAAAGUAAUAAAAGUGAAAAAAAGAAGAAGGAUAAAAAAAAUAGAGAUGAAAAACCAAAGAAAGACAAACAUAAAGACCAUGAAAAGAGUGGUGAUAAAGUUGCUAAGAGUGAAAAAUCAAAGGACUCAAAGGAUAAGGAUGUGAAUAAAAAAUUAGAGAAGGAGACAAUCAAAGAACCUGAGAAAUCUCGUGACAAAGAGAAAGAAAAAUCUAAACAUAGUGAAGGUGACAAGGAGAAACAAAGGCAUAAGCACAAAAAGAAGGAUAAAAGCAAUAAAGAUAGAGAUAGGGAUAAGGAGAGAGAUAAAGAUAAAAGCUCCAAGAAGAGUUCAGAAAGUAAGGUUACCGAAAUUCGGGACAAAGAUAAAAAUGGUCUGGCCAAUGAAUCGAGUCGAGGCAGCGCUGACACCACCAGUGAUAUUUCAGCUCCUCACAAGAAACAGGCAGCUUCAAGCCCAUCACCAAGCCCUAUUCGAAUAUCCUCUCCAAUGAAGCCUUCAUCAACACCUGAGAAGUCAGUUAGUAGUGUGCCACUGAAGGAUAAAAUUAAAAGGCCCCUUAUAUCUGAUGAUAGUAGUGACUCUCAUUCAUCUGCUUUGUCAGAUGAAGAUAUGGAACCUCCAGUGAGUAGGAUAAAACCAAUAAAGACGGAAAGUGGACAUGUGCCAGUGGAAAAUAAAACUUCUGUGUUACCCACAACUGAACCUCCAAGACCAAACAGCAGGAGUGAAAUUUUAAAACCUAAGUCAGAAAACACAAGCCAGGAGAGAAAUAGUCUGAAUAAAAGUAGCAGUAAACAAAAAGAGAAAAGCUCGAAAAAAAAUAAAGAGCGGGAAUCAGGUAGCGGUGAUGGGGAAAAGCCAGAGAAAGACAGUAAAAAGAAUAAAAGGAAGAGAAGUAGUCGAAUUGUGGAAGAUGUAGAUUGUUCACGAAACAAUGGUGAAGCUCCAUUAAAAAUACCGAAACUGGAAAUAGAAUCUGAAGAACUUCCAUUAGAAGCAGAACAAAUGGAAGAAAAGGCAGCUGUGGAAGAAAUGGAAAUUAAAGAAGAAUCUGAACCUGAAGAUCCUCCUCCUUCAACAACAUCUCACCUUACAGAAGAAUAUGUUUCACAGCUUCGUGAGCUGCAGCACAAGAUCAUGACAUUAGAAGACAAUACAGAACUUCAACGAGUAGUGCAGGUUAUUGCAGAAACGGGCCAGUACGAAAUCACCAAGAAGACUUUCGACUUUGAUCUGUGUGCCCUGGACAGGAGUACAGUUGAGAGGCUUCAAGAAUUUUUUGCACCUUCUUGACAUACAGAUCAGACUGUAAUGAGUGAAGGUUUUGGCGCUACCUGAUUAAUAUAUAAUUGUACUACAUAUGUUGAUCAAAUUUGGCCUUUUUGUACGUGUGAUGACAGAAUGACAGAUUGUGAUAAGCUUUCCACAUUAUGAUUGGUUGUGGAAAAAUCUUGAGACGUGCCACAGGCAUAAUGUUUAUAUCCCUAAACAUGUGUUAGGAUAAUUUUAUCUAAUACACUUUUCGAUCUUGAAUUGAUAAAUUAGUAAUUUCUUAUAUACAUCCAUGAAGAUGUUAAUAUCUUCUGAUAAGAAAAUUUAUUUAAUCAAUGUUUUCAAUUUUUUGUCAUUUUGUUAUUUCUAAUUUCAAUAUCCUUGAAGAUAAUGUGAUUAAUUGCUAUUUGUAGUUGUUUUGAUUAAAUGUUUUUGAAUAUUUUGUUACGUUUUGUUUCUGCAUCUUUCAAAUUGAUGAUGUUGCUUCUAAAAUAGAUGCUGAUAAUAUGUACAGUUUUACUUCAUUUCUGUGCAUUCAUUACCAAAAAAAAUUUAUUGAUCUGCAGUUUCUCAACAAAUGACAAAAAUCAUGAUUUUAUUUUAUUGUUGAGGUAAAGAUAUUAUCUCAUUCGUGUGUUUUGGGAUAUGACAAAUUAGAAGCCUUCUUUUACAACGUUGCAAUACUUGUUUGAAUGUUAAAAAGUACAGAAGUACUUGUACUUGCAAAGUACCAUGUUAUAAAUCUGUGUGAAUGAUUAUAUUAUUUAAAUGUUAUUAUGAAUAUUGUGUUUAGUAUUUUGUUGUCCUGCUUGUUUUGAGUUUUUAUUGUAGUUUUAUUUGAAAGAUCUCGCUAUUACAUUAGCUAAUGUACGCUGCUUUGCACUUGUGGACUGAUGUGCAUAAUUGUUAUUGAUUUUGAAUGUGAGGAAAAUAUGAAUUAUAACUGAUGGCAUCUAUGAAUAGUCCAUAUUUUGACAGUAUGUAUGUGGUAUCAUGUAUUACAGUUUCAGAUGUAAAUAAAUCUUGAUAUUUGCCAUUGGGAAAAGAUACUGAUAUAUUUAUAUAUAUUGCAUUAGGGACAUUUAUGUCUGGUGGUUUCUUUAGUGAACAAAGCUGACCAGAAAUGAUAUUUUAUUGUGUAAAAACUAUUAUUUAGUUAAUAAAGCAUUUGUCAUUGAUUCUGAUUAGAAGUAAGUUAUGAACAUAAUACUUUGAUUUAACUUUUCAACUUGGAGAACUUGAAAUAAAUGACUGAAUGAACUAGGAUAAUUAUAAUAUUUAACUUGUUCAUGUGGACUGAUAUUCUUGAGUUCCUUAAUUGAUUAGAACUGUUGCAGGAUUUUAAUCAACUUAUUCCACUCGUUUCUUUUGAGUGGUGAAAUAUGACAAAAUAUCCUGGUCAGCUACAGCAAUGACAUACUGAUGUCCAGCAAGCCACUGCCUUGUGGUAUGAAAGAGAAUAAAAAAAUUGUAACAGUAUCUUGCAGUAAGCCUCACAUCUCUAUUGACUUAAUGUAUAUUGUCUUGUUUUGUUUACAAUUUCCAAGAGUAAAUUAAAUAUUUAUAUUUGUGUGUUUAUAGAAAAUUCAAAGCAUAAUACUGCUUUGAAUUGGACCUUCCUUUUCCUUAAAAAAUAUAAUAAUAAUAAAUAAUUUCUCCAGACAUGAUUGGUAUUUUGGAUUUAUUUUCAUAAAAAUUUGUUUUUAACCAGUUAGAAUCAAAUGUGGUGACCAUUUUCAAAAAAUUUCAAUUUUUUAAAAACUUUUUGAAUGGAUCUACUGCAUUGUAUUUCAUAAACAGUUGUGUUUACAUUCCAUUUUAGGCAUUAUUUGUGGAGCACUGGUCUGGGCAUGCAGUAUGUUUGAUAUCAGUACAAAAUGUAUAAUACAUAGAUUUGUUUCUGUGUUGACUUGUACCCGUAUCAUCACAAAGUGCACUGCAAGUUUGAUAGUGUGAUAAAUUGUAAACUUAUUGAGUGCACUACAAUUUUUUUUGUUAUUAACACACUUUUGUUGUCUCUUCUUUCUUAUUUUCACCAUUCAAAGCUUAACUCUUGUAAAUAAUAGUGUGCUUGAAGAGUCAGGCAGAAUAGAGAAUAGGUGUUUCAUUAACUUAGUUUACUCUAGCAUUUGUAUGAGAAUGCUUAUUCGUGUUUUGCAUGUAUUUAAAAAGAAAUUAAAAUUGUAUGUGAUUUCAUUGUUUUUGUUUUGAAUUUUAUAAACUUUUACAUUUGUAUAUUUUUGCUGUAAUUGUUUUGUUUGGUUUUUCAUCUGGUCUUAUUAUGGUGUGUUAUUUCAGAAUCUUUUGUACUGGCACUAUUGUAGUAAAAAUGAGCAUAACAAUUUGAUAAAGAAUGAGAGAACAACAUAAAAUUGAUUUUUGAGAAUGUUCAAUGAUGUGGCAAUAGUCUUAAACCACAUCAGAACUACAGAACAGUGUCACACUGUUUUGAAAGAUUCUGACUGAUAUUGAAACUGAGCUAAAUGCCAUUGUUUUCCUGUAUAAAGAACAUUUUGCCAUGGAUAAAUUUGUUUUGAAACAUAAGUGCAUUAAAAAAUCACGAUACCAUGCAAUUGGUGCAUUAUAGAAUUUGCAAGACUUAAAAUGAAGUAUAUAUGAUAAAUGUGUCAAAGAAGUUGUUAAAAUACAAACGAAUAAUUUUUUGUAGAUAUUACAUAGUGAAAAGAAAAUAAAAUUAUUCAAGAA
Molecule: messenger RNA, 6718 nt
Organism: Gryllus bimaculatus (two-spotted cricket)
Lineage: Eukaryota; Metazoa; Arthropoda; Insecta; Orthoptera; Gryllidae
Source: the annotation of a GenBank genome assembly